CUCUCUCUUUCUCUCUUCCUUCCUUCCAUCCCGAGCACCAUGCCCUCCUCCUCCUUCCUCCUCCUGGGGCUGCUCCUCUCCUCCUCUUCUCCCUCUUCUCUGCCCCCCUUCGACCUGCUCUAUGCGGACGGGGUGAGGGCCUACUUCGCGGGGGACUGGUCGGGGGCCUCGGCGCUGCUCCAGCGCUGCCUGCACAGCUUCUCCUGGGGCCUCAGGGCCCGCAGGGAGUGCCAGGGGCUCUGCCAGGGAGAGGCCGGCUUCGCCCCUCUCCUCCUCCCUCAGGGGCCUGGGGAGGGGCCCCGGGGCCGGGGGUCCUGGGAGGGCUCCUUCUGGGCCAGCGUCCUCCAAAGGGCCGAGUGCCUGGAGGGAUGCCUGGCCAGGAAUCUCGGGGGCCAGCCCUCUCGACACAGGGCCAGCCCCGAGGUCCGCAGGGACUUCCUCCGCAGGGAGCCCUACAACUACCUCCAGGUGGCCUUCUUCAAGCUUAAGAAACUGGAUGAAGCGGUGUCUUCAGCUCAUACCUUCUUUGUGGCCAAUCCACACCACUUACAGAUGCGGGAAGACAUCGAGAAAUACCAGCGCAUGGCAGGGGUGAAAGCAGAAAGCUUCAGGGAUCUUGAGGCCAUGCCACAUUGGGUGGCAUAUGAAGCCGGAGUGCACCAUUACGGUAAGGAUGACUACCAGCCGGCAAUGGCAAAACUGGAGGAAUCACUCAGCGAAGCGCUGCUGGCCCUAGAGGACUGCAGAGCCCUUUGUGAGGGACUCCAGGAUGAAGAGGAGGACAAAGAGGAGGAGAUGCAACUUGGUCUUUAUGAGGCCACUGCAGCUCACUACAUCCAGGUCUUGAAGUGCAGGCAGAAGUGCAUCCUCAACAUUGCCACUAAGCCAGGAAGGGUGUCCUCCAUAGAAGACUUCAUCCCAUCCCAUUUUGAUCUGCUGCAGUUUGCCUAUGACAAAGUUGGGAAUCAUACUGCUGCUGCUGAAUGUGCAGCUACCUACUUGCUCUUCUAUCCAUCAGAUGAUGUGAUGCUAGGAAAACUGAAACAGUACCAAGCAGAAGUGGGAGAAGAAACACCUGUUGCAGCCAGAAAGAGCAUCCACCUUUAUGUGCAAAGAUCUCUUAUGGAGAAGAAAUUGAUUUACUAUGCAGUGGAACACCUUGGCAAGAGUUUUAAUGACCCUGAAUCGUGGACUCCUGAGGAAAUUAUCCCUGAAAGCCUGAAAGAAAAAUACAAGGAAGAUCAGGAGAAGCAAAGCAUGAAGGCCAUGGAUAUGGAACACCAGGAUCAGAGGGAGCCACUACCCUUUGAAGGCAUCACCAUUACCAUGGACUCCCAACAACUCAAUGGCUCCCAGAGGGUUGUCUUGGACAGAGUCUUGACUGAAUCUGAAUGCAACGACAUCCUCCGUUUGGCUAAGGCAGCUGGAGGAACAGGAGAUAGCUAUCGUGGAAGGCGUUCACCUCAUACUCCGCAUGAGAGAUUUGAAGGCUUAACAGUGUUGAAGGCUUUGCAGGUAAAUAGGAGGGUGGCUGUGAACUGGAGAGAUGCUAAGUUACUUCUGCAAGCCAGUGAGAAAUCCAGGAUUGUGGAAUCCUACUUUACCCCUGGGAAAGACCUUCAUUUUUCAUUCACACAGCUUGUGUGUCGCACAGCUGCAGAAGGAGAACAAGAAGGUCGCAUGGACCUCAGCCACCCAGUCCAUGCUGACAAUUGCCUCUUAGAUUCAGAGGGAAACACAUGUUGGAAGGAACCCCCUGCCUACAUCUACCGAGACUACAGUGCAAUCCUCUACUUGAACGAUGACUUCCAAGGGGGAAACCUCUUUUUCACUGAAACAGAUGCUGUGACUAUGACAGCCCAGGUGCGCCCUAAGUGUGGGAGGCUGGUGGCCUUCAGCUCUGGUGGAGAGAAUCCCCAUGGAGUGUGGGCAGUGACUCGGGGGAGGCGAUGUGCCAUUGCCCUCUGGUACACUCUCUCUCCUGAACAUGCAGAACAGGAAAGGGCCCAAGCAGAAGAACAGAUGAGACAGAAGGAAAGAGAACAAGAACCUUCACAUCCAGAUGACAAAGAGAAUGCCGGCACUGGACAUAAUCACAGAGACUCACCAGAGCCCCCUGUUUCUAAGGGAAGAGCAAGAUCCACCAGCCGAAGGACAAAAACAGAUUUGGAGUCUGGAGUACAGUCCACAAGGCUGCGAGCCAGAGAUGAAUUCUGAGCAUAUUCUUCAUGCACCAGCCUUGUGUAUUUCAGAGGCCUGUAGAAAUGAAUGAUCUGUUCCUGUUUAUUGCUAUGCUGAUUCUUCUACAAUAAACUGAAGAAGUCUGCCUUGCAACUUUAUGACAUCACAAGAAAUGAAAUGAGAAUGUGACUUUCAACCCUGGACCACCAUGUUAGUCUGAGAAUCAUUUUUUAAGCAAGGAGGCCAGGCUUGCAAGACAGUGUAGAAGAAUGACUAAAAGAGACUGAACCCCUCCCCUGUUCAAGUCACCACUCAACUACAAUAUUUGAAUAUGAAGUACUAUGCAAUGUUCAAUGUCCUUCUUCCAGCCCUUUCUUUCACAUUUCUGCUGGAAUAGCUGGGAAGUUAGUUGAGUUUGCAUUUUAAUGCAAGAUUAAACCAUUUGUACUUCCUGUACCCUCACCUAGAUUUAAACAUGAAUUGUGGAGAGAAAAUUGUGCUGUGAUUUACUACAAAAAGUGUUGAAAUGUAUGCACAUUUUUGGAAAACGUACUGUACACAGAAAAAUGUAUGGGAGAAUCCAAAGAAAAAUGCAUUGGUGAUAAAGAUGUACAGCAAAUAUGUUUGUGUCUUGAGAAACACAAAUGGAAAUAUGUAGAGCAUUUUGUGUAUAGAGUUGGAAUGUGCUUGGGGCAGUAAAACAACAAACUUCAACAGAUUAAUACACUUCUGCUGUUGCAAUGUAACUAAAAGGAAAUGAAAAACAAAAUAGUCUGUUUUAAUAAAUGGUUAUGAGAAUUAUCAUUCUGAGGGAAACACAGCCCUAUAGUCCCAGCCAGGCAAGAAUCAGAAAUGGUCAAGAAAAAAACUGGGAAAAGUUGAGAAUCUGAUGCCUCUGUGACCAAAGGAAACAGUAACAAGGUGAAAAGAUGAAUGAGAAAUGCUAAGAAUGUGUUGCAUCAGCUAGUUUGCUGGAAUAUGUUGCAGGAACACCUCCAGAUCUGCACCAGAUUUUGAAUAAAUCAUUGCCCUGCUUCCAGGUUAAUUUCAGCCACAUGUUCUAAUAGUAUGCUUGCUUUAAAAAGAAACGUAAAUGUAAAUGUUUUAAUUUUUAGGAUGUGAAAUUCUGUAUUCAUAUACAUUGGCAUCUGUUCUCCCUAUACAGUCCUGUUUUGAAAGUUCCCUGGAAUCUGAACCAUAUUAAUCUGUUUCAACAAGAACUGUGGCAAUCCUAAAUUUACACAGUAGGAAGUAAAUUCUGUUCAACCAAAUGUAA
Messenger RNA from Sceloporus undulatus (fence lizard), 3457 nucleotides. It is a transcript of the gene P3H3, whose product is annotated as prolyl 3-hydroxylase 3. Lineage: Eukaryota; Metazoa; Chordata; Lepidosauria; Squamata; Phrynosomatidae. The record is from RefSeq and is a predicted model, not a curated record. Gene Ontology annotation, molecular function: iron ion binding; L-ascorbic acid binding; procollagen-proline 3-dioxygenase activity. Gene Ontology annotation, cellular component: endoplasmic reticulum. Gene Ontology annotation, biological process: collagen metabolic process.